AUGUCGUCGCGGUCUUUGUUCGUCACCCUGGUCGAUCAGCUUGCCACGCGGCACGACAGUGGCGGCAGUGGCAGUGGCACCAGCCACACCCAGGACGUGGGGAAGCACGUCUCACGCCUGUUUCUCCUUGCCUGCGACUUGACGACUGCUUUUCAACCCGUGGACCUGUACCAGCACCUGGAGGGCAUGAUGACGCGCGAGUGGGCAGCGCUGCUUCAUGGAGAGAGCCUUUACACCUCGUCCCCGGCGUCUUCAGGUGCUCCAGAGCCGGCAACGUUGUCGCACUCGUCUCCUCCACCCGAGUGCGCCUCAACGCUCAUCGCCGCCUCUGGCGCGCUCUUGGGUUACGCACGCACGCACGUCACAGAGUUCGAGACGAGCGGCGUGAGACAGGCAUGUGUCGAUGAUAUAUGCGAGCGUUGGCAGUCGAGCGUGCUGCAGCUACUGAGCGCGCAGCCGCCGUUCUCCGCAGAGACACGCACGGCCGCCUGCUACACCGUGGCGCAGCUGUCUUUGCUGCCUAGGAACUGCUGCGAGCAGGUGCUGAAUGCUGCUUGCGAAGCCUUAGAGACAGGGCGCGAGGAUGGUCUGAACGUAAGCAUCGCCACGGAACUAAUCGGCCAGAUCACGUCGCUCAUGGUGCUAUGUAAGCCAUUCCAGCUGCACGGCCUCGCUCUCGAGGACCCUGCAGCAGCAGCUGCUGCUGAAACUUCCCGCAAAGCCGCAGCAAGCAAGAAAGGCACGGCGUCGACGGCGGGAGCACAGACGUCGAAACGCGCGAAGUUGUCGACGCAGCGGUCAGCAGGAGAGGGCGCUGACGCUGGUGCCAGUGCCUUCAGCACAGCUGGCAUUGACUCGGAGGCGCCGACUGCGAGCUGCAGCGCCAUUCCGUCCUGCUACCCUUUUCCGUCUCUCGAGAGGCUUAGAGAGCUGAAGGUGUCCCUCAUCCAAUGCUGCCUUGUUUCUCUCGGUUCCACGGUGGCCGAGGCGAGUACCGCGAGCAGCACCGCCGUGCGAGCAACGCGUGCGCAUCAUGGGCAGCAGCAGCACCGCACAGGGCUCGUUGCACUGAUUUGCCAGCGCGUGCUCAUUCCACUGCUGCUGCUCGACGGGGGCCAAGGGCUGGAGCAGUACGAGCAUCUCGUGCACAAUCUUCUGCGCACACUCGCGAACCGCCCGAGUACUUCGACGACGGCGGCCGUCUCGCCGAACUUUUCACAACGCACACCAGGUGCUGCUGCUGAGGAUGCUGUGCUGCUGCUCUAUGGGGACAACUGCGACGAGGUGGUGCUUCUCAUCGCCGCGUUGUUCGACUUUCUCUUUCGACAGUCUUCCCUCGACCCGCGCACGGACUUCCGUUUCUCUGAGUUUCUCUGGGUGGUGCUGAGCAGCGCGCUGCAUCGCAGCCUAACAGCGACGGAGGUGGACGCCGGCCACCGCGCGAACAUGCAGCUGCGCGUCGAGUACCUUCUGAAGCGCAUCGUGCAUAUGACAAAGCAGCAGCAACAGCAGUGGCAGGAGCAGCACGCGAGGCUGCGCACUGACGCGCCGCCUGCGGCUCUGCCGCCCGUCAUCGAGUUUCACCCGCUCUUCCGCUGGUGCACGACCGCCAGCGGUGUCGGCAGUACGGCCGGCAAGCAUCGAAACGGUGCAGCCGGCGAACAUGGCGACUCGCUCAGUGCCACCGCGUGGGACAAUUUCUUCUUGGUGCUGGAGUCGCUCAACGAGUACGGCUGGCACAUUAUCGAGCCUGUCAUGGCCCGCUUGGACACCCUCAUUGCUCAGCUGGAUAGCCGGCUUGAGAGUGCCGCGGCGCCAUGCGACGACACGGCGACAUCGACAGUAGGCGUGAGCGCUGCCGCGCUGAACCCGCGGUGGAUCGAAAUGCUGCUUCUGAAGCUCAUCCUCCACCCAAACCUUGGGGUGCGCAAGGUGGGUCUGCGCCGUAUAUGGGCGCUGCCGAAGCGCGUGCUGCGAUCGCUCUCCCCGAGCUUCCUUUUCCAGUACGUCUUCCAGAGUGCGUCAGAUCCGCGGUUGUGCGGCGACAUCGACCGCGUCCCGAUCACCGCGUCCUUUCUGGACACCAAGGCGUUCGAGGGGACGGAGGUGAAGGCUGUGCCCGAUGUGGAGCCGCUUGCACAGGAGGUGGAGCGCUUCUACGCGUCCCUCUUCGCCCACCGCUGGACUUCCAGCGACGCCGACGCCGUGGCGGGCCGCAUCGACGCUCUGCACCGCAUGCUGGACACGGUCAUCGAAAAGCCGCCGCGCUUCACAGUAUGCACGCUGGUGCGGGUGCUGCUCGCCAUUGCGCAGGUUUUUCUAGACCACGGCCUCGAUGCGGAGCCGGUCCUACUCGAUGAGGGGGUGUUGGAGCGGUUGCACCGCUUCGUGCGCGACUCUGUCCAGGAGAACGUUCCGUUCUGGCUGGAUGUGCGUGUGACGGUCAUCCUUUUCGCGGCACUUACAACGUUAGCGGCUGCGACGGCUUCUCCGCGCCGCUGUCGGCUGCACUCGGCUUUCUGGCGCCUGUACUGCAUGUGCGGCCCACUCGGCGAGUCGGGAGGCCACAGCAUCGCGAGCGUAGACGCGUGUGGGCAAUACGGCCUCGUCGGCGCCUCUGUUGAGGAGCGCUUUCUGCAGCACUGGCUUGUGCAGUUCAGCGCGCGACAGCAGCCUACGCGGCAGGUCAACUUUGACAAGGCGGCACCUUCACUGGUGGAGGCGUUACUGGAUGUAGAGGGGCUGGCCUGCCGCGUUGAGGCAGUACUGCGGGCGCCCGCAGAACCCGGCUUACAUGAGGUGGUGAACAUCGUGGCGGUCAAGGAGACGUUCUUCUUGGUCGGCGCUCUCACACGCACCGGGUCCGAGCGUCACGCUGAGCUCGUGCGAGCCAUCGGCGAUCGCAUUGCGACCACGAUCGCGUCGCUGCAGACACGCGCCUACUGCACUGCUGCACACGUGCUGGCAAGCGCGGCGUGCUUGGUGGAGUUCCAGCACAGCGUUGGCGGUGCCGUGUGCGCUCAGCUGUGGCCAGUGAACACGACACUGCAGUCCAUGGCUUCUGCUUUACACGGCCACGUCAUGGCAGCCCUGCAGGCGAGCGUGCGGAGCAUCUGUGACGCUGCAGAGGCGCCGGGACAGUUGCGCAUCGUGCGCUCGCUGUUCGAAGGCGAGACGCACGACGAAGCCGACACAACAUGGGCACUCAUGAACAUCACAAACUUCGACGUACUGGCGGCUGCCAUAGCCUCUCUCAACGCGAUCGCGUGCGAUCCGACGACGCGCACACCGGCCGCUGCUGCUGCUGCUGCAGAGGCGUUAAACGCCCCACAGUAUGUGCAUCAGCUUAUGUGUCUCCUUCGCGAGUGCUCCGCCGCUUACGAGUCCGCGUCUGCGUCGGGUGCCGGCACCGCUGGCGGCGAGGAGGCGGGGCAAAAGCGACUUGCGGCGCUGCUGAUCGUCAGCCGCAACGCGGCCCGCCUACUGCAGAGCGAGCUAUGCGGAUAUCUCUCUGCGAAGCACGAGGAGAGCACCGCGCCGCAGGCGCCGCACGAUGAAGGCUUCGACGUGGUGGCAACGGGACGCCUGCUGUUCCCGGCUGCUUUGCCGACGUGCCGGGAGGCGCCGCCACUCUCUGCCGCCGCCAGCUCCCGCUGCCCGAUUGCCGUGGUGCUGCCACGCGACGUGCUAGAGGUGUGCGUCGACCAGCUCAUGGCGCUGCCAUCGCAGCGCGUCCCAUCGGGUGCCGUCCCCAGUGCGUUGUCGAACCUGCCAUGGUCUACGCUGCUUAGCCAGCAGAGCCGCUACGUGUGCAACGCACUCUAUGUUCUUUUGCUGUCCCUGACUGCCGCUGAACAGGAAGGCACCGACACCGCAGCAUCGAAUUCGACGCGAACAUUUCCUGGUCUUGUGAGGCGCGUGCAGGACUACGCACUGGGCCAGCUUGGCGAGUGUUGGACCGUGAACCUUGCCAGCGUGUACGAUGUGCUGCUCUGGGUGUCGUCCUCGAAUGUGCCAGAGGUGGUGGAUUACGUCGCCAUCGCGAACGGCAUGUGGGAGCAUAUGCGAGAGGUCGGUGCGCGCCAGUACACGCGACUCGCUGCCCUUGCAUUCACUGUGCUGCACUACGUCAUGCCACACCAUCCCGACUACGUAAAGGAGGUCCUGUUGCGAGUUCUCAAGGGCGAGGGCAAGGAUGCACAGACGGCGGACCGUGACGUCUACUUUGCCGCCAUAACGGCCUCGCUGCAGGUGCUGCAUGACCCCGCCAACAACUGGCCCGUGUUGCGCGAUGUGGUCUUGUACGCUGCCGUUCUCUUCAAUACGAACCGCGAUGAGGAGGAGAAUGAGUCAACGGUGGCCGUCACGGAGCCGCUUCUAUGGACGUGGCCGGAGGCUCUGCGACUGUGCUACCCGCCCACCACUUGCAUGGCUGGCGUGGGCCGCGCCAUGGCAGUGGCGACGUUGCUGUGGUGCUGUUACGAGAAUGUGGCGGGUCGCGCGGUGCCGCUCACGUUGGAGCUGCUGCGUAUGAACACGUGCCACCCGGUGGUGACGCGCGAGCCAUGCAUGCCCAACUCACGGACACACCGCACCCGUAUGCGUUUGUGGCAGCUCCUCUGCGCGCUGCUGCCCUGCCUGGCUGACCAGCACUCGGUGACACCUGCCCAGGUGGAAGAGGUGUUUCGCAUGCUCGUGUUUCACUGCUUGACGGUGAACAACAUGGGGAGCGUCCGCCGACUGAUGGAGCUGUAUGCGAUUCGGCUCGUGGAGCAGCGGCCCGCUCUCUACACCGUCUUGAGUGAGGCCCUUGACAGCUACAGCCUUCGCCCUCAGGUUUGCGGCAGCUACAUCCUCAUUGCCUGCCAUGUGCUGCUGCGGCAGGAAGAGGCCGGCGGCGCCGACGAGUCUGCGGCUGCUGCGGCGGGUGACGAGGCGCUUGCGUCUGGCAUCUUCACGUCUCUCUUCCCACGCAUUCUGCAGCAGAGCACGUCGAACCAGCACCUCUUGCGCAUCAUCAGUCAUAUCGGACUUUUCAAUAUCUGCCGGCGCCGCCUCGCGCGCGGACGCCCCAUCCCGCCUGCCGUGGCAGCUAUCUACGAGUACGUACUGCAUGCCCCGGAGCACGUGAGGUUCCGCGAGAAGCACGAGAGCAUGCUUUUCUUUGACACGGAAGCGGCGAGCAGCCCUCGCAGCCUCUUUUGUGUCCAGCGCAAGGAGGCGAACACCGUGCUAGCGGAGGUGCUGCCGGCUGCUGCCUUUGAGCGACUGCGCUUUGUGGAGACGGAGAUGUGUUGCAUGAUUGGCGCCCUCUACCCAAUGGAGCUGCUGCGCGUGCACGACUGGUGUGCAAGCGUGAGGGUACAGGAGCGGGUGUCCGUCUUGAAGGGCUUUCGCGGCAUCCCUCACACGAGUACGCCGUCAGACUACUAUGUGGAUUACACACGGGAGGCGACGGAGCUGCUGACGCGCGAUCCGAUGCUGGAGGCGUCUGCCGCCGCCGCAACUGCGAGGUCCGCCGGAGUCGGUGCUGGAGAUGAGGCCAGCGGUGCCGACGCGGCCACGGCAAACGUGCAGAAAAAGGUGUCAUCAUGGUGGACGAGCGAGGUGUACAACGAGCUGCACCCACGUUCGCUGCGUACGCAGAAGCAGUCCAUCAUCGUCGUCGGCUCGCUGCUCGAGAACCCGGUGAACAUCGCCGGCUUGUGCCGCUGCGGCGAAAUCUUCGCCGUCGAGUCAAUCGUGGUGCCGGAGAAGAAGGUGUUUGAGCAUCCGCAUUUUGUGGCAGCAGCGCGCAGCGCAGAGCUUUGGAUUCCGUGGGAGGAAGUCGCGCCGAAGGACCUGCCCUGCUACCUCGAGGGUCUGCGGCGUCGCGGCUACGUGGUUGUCGGUAUCGAGCAGACGGCGGCGAGUGUGCCGUUGGAGCAGUUUUCCUUCCCGGAGCGGUGUGCGGUGGUGCUUGGUGCGGAGGGCCAGGGCGUGCCAGCCCCGCUUAUUCCGCUGCUCGACGUCUGCGUCGAGAUUCCGCAGUACGGGCUCAUCCGCUCGCUGAACGUGCACGUAGCAGGUGCCAUAACCAUGUACGAGUACACACGGCAGCACUUGAUGGCCCAGUCGCAUCCCUCUGCGUGA
Leishmania major strain Friedlin is the source of this 6132-nucleotide messenger RNA. RefSeq lists its product as hypothetical. Gene Ontology annotation, biological process: tRNA methylation. The record is from RefSeq and is a predicted model, not a curated record. The transcript has a single exon. NCBI's taxonomy places the organism in Eukaryota, Euglenozoa, Kinetoplastea, Trypanosomatida, Trypanosomatidae. Gene Ontology annotation, molecular function: RNA binding; tRNA (guanine) methyltransferase activity. Bases 1 to 6132 code for a protein of 2043 amino acids.